UUGUAAUGAUCUGAAACGAAUCAUUUUGUAUUUCUACAACGUUGGAUGAUCUGCAGAGAUGACAGGCUUAUUUGUCUUUUGCAUAGUUUGCUUUGUUCUCUACUGCAGUUUCACGUGGAUAAUACCUAGACUUGUGGCAUGGUUAGUGAAGAGACGAUACAAAAUUUAUUUACGGGUCGGCUACAUUUCACUACCAUAUUUUAUACUUCGGGACGUAAAUGUUUCUAAAAAUGGAUUCACGUUACAGGUGGAGGAAAUUACUAUACGCAGCAGUCUGUUCAGCAGUGACGUAGCAAAACUUUUGGCUGUGAUCAUGAAAGAUGUUAGAAUAAAUAAAGAUGUUCCGACCAAAGUCACAUGUUCGACGAAAAAUCUGGCGAGUCCGUUGGACUUUCAGAAUAAAAAGAUUCCUCCGAUAAUCAUAACAUUUGUACAGUUUAUGGCUGUACACAUAGAGAAUCUAAGUCUUUUGAUAUUGGGCAACGGCUGGCUCGCGAACGGUAGCGCGGAGAGUCUGAGUUUAGACGGUAGCGUUGUCCAUGGAGCGCGUACGCUUUUCGCGUCUGCCGGUGUUGUUGGCGGUGCGAUGAAAUUGUUACGACAUUCGUCUGACGCGUGUCUGUCGCAAAUAUCGUUUGCGGGAACGGCAGAGGCUACACUAAAAGCGCAUGGAGAACUUUCGGUGGAGAAAUUGUACAUCGGAAUAAUGCAGACAGAGGGUUCCGGUGGUGCGGGACUAGUUACCUUCUUCAAAGACAGGAGCUCGUUGACUGACGCGUCUUCGUAUUCAAGGACAGACGGUGAUCCUUCCGACGAUUUGUUAACUCGACUGGCGCCAGUUAUACCGAAGGAUUUCACACUGAAAAUAGGUAAUUCCUCUGUGAUCACGAGCGGAGAAGACGGUAUGGUGCUUGGUUUAGAAGGUACGAUGAAGGGCCUUCAAAUUAGUACGAAAUUCCAGCCUAGCUGCUUUCAAUUGAAUCUUACUUUAAGCUUGGAUGGGCUCUCCGUUCGUAGCAAACUUCCUAUUUUGACGCUGCGAUCGUUGUUGAUAAAUUCAAAGGUGGAUCGGAACAUUUUAGAAACUACCACGCAAAUCAACAGUCUUUCAAUCAUUUACGAUUACAAAGAUUGGGAGACGAUACUGUGCAGUGCAGAACACGAAAUCUCAAGGCCCGUUAGUGGUAUAACAUUAAAGGAUAAAUUACCUUGGUCGGAUGUAAGAGUGAACACCGAACUUUACGAUUCCUCCCUGAGCAUCAAGUUACUGGAUGUCGAUGAAGUCUCGUGCAGCGUGGCUCAUAUGAAAUAUUCUUUAAAUACACUUACAGACACGACUGAUGGUUGGAAUACGGAGCUAGUAGUGGAAUCGUUGUAUUGUACUUUAAACGGUCCCAAUACCGCUACCUCGGAAACGUCACAUCGAUGGGGUACGCCUCUAUCCGUAGGUGUGCUCUUAGCUACAACGCGUACCAAUGCUAUUGGAAUUGCUGUCGAUGCUCUUGUGACCGAAUGGAGUUUAGAACUUGCAAGAUUCCUGGAAGAAGCGUUCAAGUGCUGUCAACGAUACGGAAGAACCGAACCGACGAAUAAAGCCAGAGAUACGGACAAUGUUAUUCAAUUGAAUCUCAAAGUUACGAACUGUAAUUCAUUCUUUAUCGCGGAAAAUAAUCUGUCUAUUAUGAUGCGCUUGGAUGCCGCCAGUUUCGAGCACAGCGCGAAACGAUUGGUAGCCGUGGCCGAGGGUGUAAGCGCGAUCACACUGAAUAAAAACGAGCCGAUUAUUUGUCAACACGCUCAAGCGUUAGCUCAUCCGUUCUUGGCUGUAAGAAAAUGCAAAGGCGCCGUUAGUUCUGAAACGGUAAACAUUAGUUUGGACGGCACAAAUUUAGCCUGGAGCCCGAAUUUACAUUUACGACUUUUGCAACUCUGGCUAGAGUCCACAGAUUUUCGAUCCAUUAUAGGUCGAGGUGAAUCUCCGGUCAGCGUCGAAGGCGAGAAGGUUGAAGAACGGAAGCGAGUGUUGGAUGUUCUGGCCACCGGGGGUAUUAGCUUGUCGAUCGAUAUUUCCCCGAAACACUUUUUGGAACUGUCGUCGGAUCAGUUGCGUUGGUCCCAAGGGGAAUGGAGGUUGAGCUACAUUCGCAUCACUUUAGAUAUGGCCGACGUAAUUAUGAUAGAAGGCUUCGAGCUGGUCCGAGUGCCGGACAACGAGGAGAUUCGCGUCGAACGACAGAGUAACGAGGGUUUCGUUCUGGAUUGGAACGAAACCUGGACGCUUAACAUCGAGUCGGUGAAGGCUUGUUUCCCGUACGAGCAUCAGUUCACGGACGCGAUACAAAAUGAACUGUUCAGCAUAAGGAAAUGGCUGAAGGAGAUUCAUUCAUCUUCGAGGGGUAAAAAAAUGAAAGCGUUGCCCUGUGACCUGAUCAUAAAGAUCAAGGAAUGGGUAUUCGAGGUGAGCGACGAUCCGUUCGAGGUACGAUUGCGGGACAAUUACGAGCUUCUCGAGGACGAGUACAAGGAGAGCUUGAAACGGCAAGCGAUGCUCGACGCGAAAGUCCAAGAGCUUUGUCGGGCCCAUCUGUUGCUGCCGCAGGGUAAAGUCGAGGAGUUGUACGCAAGCUUGAAUAAGAAGAACGCGGAGAUUUACGUGCAACGAUGGAAGCAAAUGCAACGGGCCGGCCCGGCACGUACGAGACUGUUCGCAUGGUCUAUGCUGGACCUGGAGAUAUUGGCGUUGGCCGAUCCGUCGAUCGACGGCACGAAGAACGCGGUCAGGUCCCUGCGGGAAAUGGACGCGGAGACACCCUGGCCGGAGGAUGGCCUCGAGUUCAGCACGCUCUGGGUCCGCGGGAUAAGCUUGAAGUGUGCCGAAUGGAAGUUACACCUACGGGAUUUCCCGCAGCCGUUGCUGUUGGUCGAGAGUCUAAGCGUCUGGGGCAGGUUGGCUGGCGCUGAGGCGCUCGCGCCACCUAGGGCCAGACGAACCGUACGAAUCGAGAUCGGCGCGCCGUGGGAGGAUAUAGUCGUCGAGAGAGGAAUGACGUCGUUGAAGUAUUACCACGAUCUGAAUUGGGACAUCGACAAGUUCAGGUACGCAUUCGGCCCGUGCUGGGAGCCGGUGAUCGCGCAAUGCAAUCUGAGCUUCGAGAAAAUUCUACAUCCGUCGCGGGACCCGAGUCCCCCGUUACCGUUCUGGGACAAAAUGCGAUUGGCCCUGCACGGGAGGCUGACACUUUGCGUGAAGCAGCUGACGGUGUUGUUGCACGCCUCGCUGGAUCCAUACAACACCACGGAGGAAAUGGAGCUGACGUGGACGGGGCUCGAGCUCGAUUGGACGCAAGGCCGAAUAAUCGUGAAAGGUGAUCUAGACGUGUACGUUCGCACGGCAAGCAAGUACGAUGAUUGCAGGUUACUCCAUCUGCCGAAUGUUCGUCUCAGCAUAAAGUUAGCCUGGGUCUGUUUGGGCGAUCCGAGAGAUCACCAUGCCGCGAUUCCUUGCGCCCCUGAUAGACUGCCGGAGUAUUCCAGUAACCAGGAGCACGACUCGUUCAGAGCGUUCCGUUCGCAGAAUUUAAACGUGAGCCUGUCACUGGAGACGAAGCCGACCGGAUCACCGGCCCUGAGCAGCGCACCAACCGCGUUACUAUACGGGAGCACUCUCAGAUGGUUCGAGAACCUGAAGUUCAUUCUGUCCGGGGCGACCAGGCCGACCAGGAAAGGGCCCCUCUUCAAAAACAUCAGACCCCGAAAGAAACAGCUUAGUCGGCAUUAUCGUAAAGUCCGAUUAACACUGGCGUUCCAUCGGUUUCACGUUAGCUAUUGGAUGUCCUUCGCGAUGCAACGGGGAUUCGAGGUGACCGGCGGCAGAGUGGCUUGCAGCUGCGAACAUAAUCUAUCGUUGCAUCCUAUCCUCGACGAUCUGAUACAUCGGCCUCGGGCGGAAUGGUCCGUGGUCUAUAUGAACUGCGAGCUAAGCGACGCUGAAAUAUGGUUGAAGAGCGCGUUACAAGAGGACAAGGAGACCGCGUCGUUACGGCAGCCGGUCGAGAAGUGUUAUUGCUUGAGCGUGGCCCGUGUCAGUUACGGCAGGGAGGCGAUGGUCGCGGGUUUGAGCGGCGGCGACACACCCACCCAUCGAUUGGUCGUGCACGAUCUCAAAGGGGCUUGGACUAAAACAAACAGGGACGUGGCGUUCGCGCUUUUCGACUCGUUCAUCAAAACGCAACAGCUGAAGAAAAACCUUUCCACCGCCGCGUUGAAGGGCUUCCACAGAGAGAGCUCGUCGACACCGCACAAAAAUCGGCAGAGGGCCGUCGAUCCACAAAAGACCCCUUUACCCGCACAAAUCAGCUCGUCGUCCGCGACAAAACCGCAACAGGGUGAGGCUGUCGGGAUGUUACAGAGAUUGAUAGCGGAGGCUGCGAACAAACCGGUUGCAUUUAGCGACGAUCUCUCCGUGCAGACCAGAGGGCAACAGCUUCGUGGACUGGCAGCCUGUCACCAGGACGAUGUUCUUCACAAAAACUGGCUAAUCGCGUUGGUGAACAGUCAGGUAUUGCUGAAAGGUAUCGAGACACGAGGCUACGUGAUAUUAUCCGCUGCUAAGGCGGAGAUAUUGCAGAGGAUUCAUCAACCGGUAUGGAAAGAGAGGACAUUGGUGUCGAAGACGACAUGGGUCGGUUCGUUGGAGUGUAUGCAGUAUUAUGCGACCGUCAGCGCCAACAUUGACGAGAACAUCGAUGAUAAUAUUAUGUGGUUGACCUUGGAUAACAUUCAGGAAAAAGAUUCGACGGUCAUAGCUGGUUUACCGGAUGUGCCGGCGCUGGUAGGCUCCGGGCAGAGUGUCGGCGGAGUUGUCAGUCAGACCGUUGGCGGCGGUGGUGGACCCCAACACCAGCUCCAACGUAUCGUUUCCCGGUGCAAAUGCGAAUUUUUCUAUGUUGGAUACGGUCAAGCCCUAGACGUUGGAUACGUUGAUCAGGUACCACCGCCACCGCGAGAAGAGGUUAGCCCAUGGGAAAGGAAGGACCUCUCGGCUGCCGAUGCAUUCACAUUAAUGCAUCACGAUCUGGACGUUUGCACGAAUUCGCUGCAGUACGCUAUGAUUCUGGAUAUCGUGAAUAAUCUGCUGCUUUACGUGGAGCCCAGACGAAAAGAGGCGUCGGAACGGUUGCAGAGAAUGAGAUUUCAAUUGCAGCUUCACUCGGUCGAGGCUCAACGACGGCCGAUUCAACAAUUGCAAAACACCGUGCGCGGAUUGGUGGCGAAAUUGAGACGAUUGGAACGGGAAACGUAUCUGGUUCAAAAAGCCCUGGCGGAGGAAUCCAGUCCCGAGUUGCUCGCUGAAAUGGAACGAUUGGAGGCGGGAGUUUUCGAAUGCAAGGAACAACUCGCCGCGAAAGCCGAGGAACUCGAUGUGAUGCUGAGCUGUUACAAAGAGACUACCGCACCUGCCACAGCGUCCACCACUUUGAAGGACAAACCGGCAGCGGUGGCGAGAGUCGCUGAAAUCUGUUUCAAACACGCACAGUGGAGGUUGACGGACGCGGACGGUCAAUUGGGAAUUGCCGAUCUGAUUUUAACGAAUUUCUUGUACACGAAAACCAGCAAAACGGACGACUCGGUUGAACAUCUUCUCGAAUUGGGAUACGUUCGAAUGACCAAUUUACUACCGAAUCAAAUUUACACGGAAGUAUUGACGCCUACGGAGUUGCAAAGCAACAUGCCCGUUGACAGACAGAGAGCCCUUCGAGUUUUUUGCAGAGAAAAGGCGCCGGUUGCGGGAAUAUCUGUGAAAGAACAUUUCGAAAUUAAUGUGGUUCCCCUGACGAUAGGAUUAACGAAGAAGUUUUUCAACACUAUGUUGAAGUUUUGUUUUCCCGAGAGAGAUCCGGAAGGAAUAGAGGAACCACCCGCACCACAACGGGAUUCCUCGUUUUAUGUACCGAUGGAAAGAAGAGACGAUGUGGAAAAGAUGAAAGAGAGGGCGGAUAAAAACAAACUGUUUAUAUACAUCAAAAUACCAGAAGUUCCAGUUCGUGUAUCUUAUAAGGGAAACAAAGAGAAAAAUUUAGAAGAUGUCCGUGACUUUGCUCUUGUAAUACCUACGUUAGAGUACCAUAAUGUUACUUGGACAUGGCUUGAUCUCUUAUUGGCUAUGAAAAGUGAUUCUAGACGGGUAAUAUUGAGUCAAGCUAUUAAGCAGAAGUUACAAAUCAAGCCGCGAGGUCCACAGGAAGAGUCUGCUCCGCAAGAAGAGGAUAAAGCUAGACUUUUGUUGGGCGCCAGACACCUCCCGGGUGACGCUAGGAAGAAAGGUGUAUUUAAAUUUAAGUAAUGUAUUAUUUCGGGUCACAAUUGCGUCAAUAUAUUGCUAUUUAUUGUAAUAAAAUAUUUAAUAAAACACAGGAAUACGGAUACGUCGGAGAGAUCAAGUAUUUUUUAUUUAAACAAAACGAUACGUGCAAAUCU
Molecule: messenger RNA, 6477 nt
Organism: Dufourea novaeangliae
Lineage: Eukaryota; Metazoa; Arthropoda; Insecta; Hymenoptera; Halictidae
Gene: hob
Product: protein KIAA0100
Exons: 16
Coding region: 59-6343 (2094 amino acids)
Source: RefSeq, a predicted model, not a curated record